Messenger RNA from Mollisia scopiformis, 4541 nucleotides. RefSeq lists its product as uncharacterized. Gene Ontology annotation, molecular function: protein binding. The transcript is spliced from 6 exons. Gene Ontology annotation, biological process: cytoskeleton organization; cell surface receptor signaling pathway. Gene Ontology annotation, cellular component: cytoplasm. Bases 401 to 4330 code for a protein of 1309 amino acids. Lineage: Eukaryota; Fungi; Ascomycota; Leotiomycetes; Helotiales; Mollisiaceae. The record is from RefSeq and is a predicted model, not a curated record.
UUUCAGGUUGUCUCAAAUGAGUCUAGUCGCUUGUAGCUCAGCGCCUGGCAUUGCGUCUAUCAUCGUUGUUCACUGAUACACCCAUGCUUCCAAUCUGGACCUCGAACGAAAGAACAAGUCAUAUAAUGGACUCGCAUGCAGGACCCAAGCUCUGGUAGAGCUGGCAAACCAUCUCCUUACACAUUCACACCAUAUCCUGGCUAUGAACGCAUAUUCACCACAUCAUAGACUCCCCACCUUAGUCCGGUCAUCGAUACACUGAAAGCCAGAUAUAAGGGCGGGACUUUAUUUAUAUUCACGAAUCCGAGACCACUCUCGAAGAUACACUACACCAAUCUUCGCAAAAACACCGCCUGCAAAGGACAGCAUCCUACAACUACGAACGCUUGGACAUCUUGAGAUGACGAACUCGUACCCUUCGGGCUCACCGGGGGUUCCAGAUUCGAGCAUGCCGACUGGAGCUCCCGGAUUCAUGCCUCGAAGAUCCUCGUAUGCUUCAGUCGUUUCUGGGACGGCAUCGGGAGCUCCAUAUCAGCAGCCAGCUCGGUCUGGCGCAUUCUCACACCUUCUCAACCAGAACGCGGACUUUAGCUAUGAUCCUAGCUACCAGAACUUCGGCGGGCACCAGCGAUACGAUCACCGCACGUAUGAUAUGGAUUUCCACACAGGGGGGAGCUCUCAUGGGCGUUCGGGGUCAUGGGGUCGUGGCGGACAAUUACACCCGUUUUCGAGUGCAUUCGCAGCGGUAGUGAGUGGAAAUGGAUAUGGAAAUUUCGGCGGAAGCAGCACAGAGCAGUUCUUCAUACCAUCAUAUCUGAAAGGGUCAAGAUAUCUACAGAGGCUAGAGGAGGCACACAAGGCGAAGAUUGCAGCGCAGAAAGACAGCCAGUCUGCUCCAUCCUCACAACCUGGUUCGCUCUCUACAAGUGCAAGCAGUGUAAAUCUGCAUACGAAGAUGGCUUCCUCGUAUCGGGGUAUCGCACAUGAUGUGAUUGAAAAAGCACCGCCUUCAAAAGACGAAACUCUGACCCCUCUACCUUCUAAAUGGAAUAGCCUGGAUAAGUACGGAGGUUUAGAGGUAUUGAACGAUGGUAUGGAAGUGAAGUUCUCAGGGCCAAAAUCUGAAAGGGACCGAGAUCAUGAAGCGUGUGCCAUCAGGGCAGACCAUCCUAUGCCAUCCCAGUGCGGAAUCUACUACUUUGAGGUCGAUAUUGUCUCGAGGAAAAGAGAAGAAAGCUCUAUUGGUAUUGGUUUCUCAACCAAGAACGUACCAUUAUCAAGGUUGCCCGGAUGGGAGCCAGAGUCAUAUGCGUACCAUGGGGACGACGGUCACUCAUUUUGCUGCCAGAGCUCAGGCAAGCACUACGGACCACCUUUCAAUUCCGGAGAUGUGAUCGGCUGCGGAGUGAAUUUCCGAACAGGAUGUGCUUUUUUUACGAAGAACGGUGAUCAUCUAGGUACCGCUUUCCGCGAUAUCAAGGAAAAUAAAGGGAAGCUCUUUCCUUCCGUAGGUAUGAAGAAAGCGGGCGAGCAUAUAAGAGUAAAUUUCGGGCAAAGACCAUUUGUCUUUGACAUAGAUGGCAUGAUGUCGGCAAGUAAUACUUUUUCUUAUCCCCAUUCCCCACUUCGUAGCGAUAUACCAGGCAAUGGCUCCAACAAUCAAGAAAAUGGAGCAGAUGCCGCUGGAGCUCCGGAAUCAUCCUUAGAAGACGAAAAUACGGCAUCUAUCCAGGAACAUUUUAUCCACCGAGAAGUAGUUCCGCCUCCUCUUCUACCCCUAGAAGCAAUUCCAACUGGUCUGUCGAUCCAUAAGAAUGAAGGGCAGGCCCUACCAGCUGUCACUGAACAUGCUCCGACUGCUGAAGCUACCGAUGACCCCGGUGUCAUCGACACCUCAGCCAACAGCGCGAACCAUUCUAGCACCCCUGAGAUUGUCAACGACAGAGCUACGAGUCCAGCACGAGAGGAAACGCUUGGACCUUUCAACACUUAUGAUCAAGCUCGGGCAGCAGGUCGGAUACGCCAGCUCGAGGCCAAUAGUGGCGAGCUGGACAGCUCUACAGCACGACCGUAUAUCACUCUCAAUACAUUUCGAACACGGCGAGGUUAUGAGACGAGGCUCUAUACAUGGCAUCAUGCCUUGGAGCAUCCAACCAUCAGACGUAUCUCUUCGGCCUCAAAUGCAACAGUGACUCCAGCAACUGCGGAUCGAAAUAUUGGAAGUGCAUUGCUGCAGCCUACUACAGUGACCGAUCUAUCCCUCGUAUCUCCACUAGACUCUCCACCUCCUCUGAUACCACUAGAUGGUCAUACACCAACAUCAUCUGGUCGUGGACCCUACAGACAAGAUCUCGAUAGUUCAAACGGCUUCAGCCAAUUCCCUAGUUGGGGUUUCGCAGAAACAAGUAACCAUCCGUCUGGGCCAUAUCUCAGUGAUCUUGACAGUCUUCAGACAGCCAAUGAAAACCAGAUUCGACUACUACGUGGUAACACUGCGACUUCUAAUUCUGUCCUGUCGAAUGCAACGCGCGAUUUGACAGAAUCAGCCAGUCCCAGGAAUGGUACUUAUAUCUCUGCGGUUCGGCUGUCACGCCGUGAACGUCGUCCAACCAUUACAUAUCAAGAAUUCUUUUCCGGAACCCAAUCUCCAAGACCGCGGAGAACACAAGAUCGCUCAAAUCGUCCACUUGCGCUACCUUAUUAUCGCCAUUCAUUCACAAGUCGGAAUCCACGUCAGCCGCCUCCAAGCAAUGCCAUUGAGUCUCAAAACUUCCUUGGUAUCAGUGGUGAACGACCUCGGAGGAGUCUGCACUCACGGCUGAGUUCUGCCUAUGAUGCACUUUCUCAAGUCUUGAAUGAAUAUAAUGGCCCCGUUCACACGUUUGAUCUUUCUGGAUCAGGCUUGUUUCAUCCUCUUACAUAUCGGGAAGAGCAGACAGCUUUGGCCCAAAAUGGCCACCGAGUCUUCCAUGGCCCCGAUUCAGAGAUUCGACAAUCUACUGCCAAUCAAAACGGACACAGCCAUGUUACUUCUCCCCCGAACAUCACUACAAUAAUAGGCCAACAAUACUCGACUGCUCAGAACGGGGUUGGUCGCUUUGUUCAACAUGGCCAAGGCGCACCUCACCAGCCCUCUUCAGAGAAUCCACGAGCUCCAGGAAGCCAACCCCCAAUUGGUCAAUCAAGUAAUGAUGCCAACCAUGCAGCAGAGCCACAGCUACAAUCACCGGUUGAACAGGAACGUUCCACAACAACUAAUUCGCUUUUCAUCGCACUGGCAAGAAUUCCACAAAUCUCUGAGAGCGAGCGCGCUCAAGUCGCCCUCCUCCAAGCACAAAUUGGCCGCCUUCGCCAGGAUUGGAUAUCGCGGGAGAUUUCUAAGGUUAUGUGGACAGGGAUACGAGCUAAUUAUUCAUCGCAGAGAGAGAAGAAGCAAAUCAGACAAGAAAUUGAAGCCACAAGCACAGCUAAGCUAGCACCCCCAAUGGACGAAACAGAACUAAUACAAGCAUUGGUUCUCCAAGCUCUUGCCCAUGAUGGCUAUGUCGAGACUGCCAGAGCAUUUGCGGAAGAAGUUCACGCAGAAAAGAAAGCAUUGAGCCUAGAUCCGAAUGAGGUCGUUAAAGGUUUCGAUGUCAAGGAGGAUGAAGAUGCAAGUCAUCGUCAGCGGAUACGAACUGCUGUUCUGGAAGGGGACGUUGACAAAGCUCUGAAGUACACUAACGCUUAUUAUCCAAGUGUGCUCAAAGACAAUGAGCAUGUCUACUUCCGCUUACGAUGUCGAAAAUUCAUUGAAAUGGUGAGACAAGCAGCCGAGUUACAGAAUGCCAGCUCGAAAAUCAUCAAGAAGAGUAAUGGUCAUAAUGGAGACUGGUAUGACGAUAUCAUCAAUCAUGACAUGGAAUUAGAUGAUCAUCCGAACUCAAACAACUACGACCGGAUGGACACCGAGGAACUCCCUGAAAGCCAGAAUGAGCAUCUACGAUUGUUACAAGAUACACUGGUUUAUGGUACAGAACUCCAAGCAGAAUUCAAGGAUGAUCCAAGAAGAGAAGUCAAGAAGGGCCUCGACGACAUCUUCGCUUUGAUGGCAUAUGAAGACCCAUUGAAAGUCAAAGAGGUCUCUCAUCUCCUGGAUCCUGGAGGUCGGAUGGCAGUGGCAGAAGAGUUAAACUCUGCAAUACUACUAUCUUUGGGCAAAUCCUCCUCCGCCGCUCUCGAAAGACUCUAUCAACAAACAUAUGUCUUGCUAGAAGAUCUUCGAGAAGGGGGUGGUGCUGGUUCACUCGUAAAUAUUGACGACUUCGUACGGCCGAAGUCCGGCUCCUGAGACAUAGCAAGCAGGUCAACUGGGUAGGGAUCAAGGGGCGAAUGGAAUUCUUUGACAAAGAGACAUUCUUCCCAGUCAGGCGUUAACAUCAUCUUAUUUUGCUCGGUCUCCUUAUCUUUCUCUACUCAUACUCGGCAUGCAUGUGGAUAGGUGUAUGGGGUUAAUCGGCUGCUCAGCCUUUCCUUUUCUUCAAUGGGGAGUAUGUUCAUUG